AUGGUUCCAGUCUCCGUCUUCCCGUUCCGCGUGGGAGAGAUCUCCAACAAACGUGUCAAGCUUAUCCCCUUCAAUCCAGACCAACACUGCGAAGCAUUCUUCCGCAUAUCCUCGCUCGAUCCCGAGAUUUACCAACACUUACCCAUACUACCGCCAGCUUCAGCAAUCGAACUCAAAUCCCGAUUCCACAGUAAUUCAACAAGUGAUAUUCUAUCCUUCUCUAAUCCAGAGUCGUUCGCCUUUGCCAUUAUAGACAAGACACGGCCGCCAUCUGCUGAGGAUCCGGAGGGUGAACUAGCUGGCACUGUGAGCUUUAUCCGCACAUCACCGACGAACCUGUGCACUGAGAUUGGAUUUAUUGUCAUUCUGCCUCCGUACCAGCGAACCCAUGUGGCGACCAAUGCUGUUGGGCUCGCUCUACAGCUUGCCUUUAAGUUUCCGGAGAAUGGAGGCCUUGGAUUACGCAGAGUACACUGGUCGGCUAGCACGAUGAACCUUGCUAGUGCUCGACUUGCGCAGAGGAUGGGAUUUGAGAAGAUCGGGAUCAUACCGUGGCAUAUGCGGUUUGUGAAGGGGAAGAUUAAUGGGAAAGUCGGACAUGGUAGGGAGUUGCCGCCUGGAGGUGAUCCGGAGGAUUUGUGGAGAGACACACUGAGUCUUGGUCUGGCAUGGGAUCAAUGGGAAAAUGGCGCGAGAGAAAGGGCGGCGAAGGCGAUGGAGAGAUGA
This is a messenger RNA of Penicillium digitatum Pd1, 726 nucleotides long. RefSeq names its product GNAT family N-acetyltransferase. The record is from RefSeq and is a predicted model, not a curated record. Lineage: Eukaryota; Fungi; Ascomycota; Eurotiomycetes; Eurotiales; Aspergillaceae. Gene Ontology annotation, molecular function: protein N-terminal-serine acetyltransferase activity; protein-N-terminal-alanine acetyltransferase activity.